Hippocampus comes (tiger tail seahorse) is the source of this 567-nucleotide messenger RNA. RefSeq names its product galactose-specific lectin nattectin-like. NCBI's taxonomy places the organism in Eukaryota, Metazoa, Chordata, Actinopteri, Syngnathiformes, Syngnathidae. The record is from RefSeq and is a predicted model, not a curated record. The transcript has 6 exons. Bases 1 to 567 code for a protein of 188 amino acids.
AUGGCAAAAUCAGAGUUUGUUCAAGUGGCUGAAUCGGGCUCCUUUUUUCUUGAGGUCGCUAAAGAUAUUAAAUGUCCUUCAGGCUGGACUCAGUUGGACUGUCACUGUUACAUGUACCAAAAUACCUCAGCGAACUUUGUAACUGCAGAGAUGGCCUGCAUUGAUUUGGGUGGAAAUCUGGCCUCCAUUCACAAUGAUCUGGAAAACAAAAUCGUUUUUCAACUGAGUCAAGAUGCGAAUCAAUCACGAGCCUGGAUUGGACUCCACGAUGCAAUUGUGAAUAAUGACUACAUCUGGACUGAUGGCUCUAUUCAGGAUUUCCUGAACUUUAAUUCGGGCGAUAAUGAGCCCGAUAACACUGACGCUUGUGUGGUGAUUGAUACAGCAGACGGGCUAUGGCAGGAUGAACUCUGUACGGACACAUACUCGUAUGUUUGCAUCCUGGAUGUGUGCCAAGGCGGAGAUCCGAGCUCUCCAGACUGUCCGGCUCCGGGUUCGGGUUCGGGUUCGGGUUCGGGUUCGGGUUCGGGCUCGGGCUCGGGUUCGGGUUCGGGUCAGCGGCGUUGA